This is a messenger RNA of Carcharodon carcharias (great white shark), 2029 nucleotides long. RefSeq names its product T-complex protein 1 subunit zeta-like. Gene Ontology annotation, molecular function: ATP binding; ATP hydrolysis activity; ATP-dependent protein folding chaperone. Gene Ontology annotation, biological process: protein folding. The transcript has a single exon. The record is from RefSeq and is a predicted model, not a curated record. Bases 236 to 1804 code for a protein of 522 amino acids. Gene Ontology annotation, cellular component: chaperonin-containing T-complex. NCBI's taxonomy places the organism in Eukaryota, Metazoa, Chordata, Chondrichthyes, Lamniformes, Lamnidae.
GUCAUGCUCCGGAGUUCAACGUUAGUGUGUGACUGGAGUGCUGCCAAAUUUGCAGCAAAUGUAAUCCUGGUUUAGCAAUACAAGAGAAAACAACUUCAGUGCUGGUGACACUCCCUACAACCUUAGUUAAGAGAGAGAUAUUCGGUCCGGAAACUUGCUUGUAAUUCUAUCCUUGAGUACGUGACCGCACCCAUCAGGAAAAGUGGCGACAGUUGAGCGCUUUUCACCGUCCUGAAUGAUGUCCCUGACCAGGAAAGCAGAGGAGGCUCUCAGUGUUACCGUCAGCGCAGCCAGGGCGCUGCAGGAACUGCUCAGAACAAACCUGGGGCCCAAAGGCACCAUGAAAAUGUUGGUUUCCGGCGCUGGAGACAUCAAACUGACCAAAGACGGCAGUGUGCUGUUAAAGGAGAUGCUCCUCCAACAUCCCAUAGCCUCCUUCAUUGCCCAGGCGGUGGCCGCUAUGGAUGACACUGUGGGAGAUGGAACCACCUCUGCUGUGCUUAUCAUUGGGGAACUCCUGAAACAGGCCCAGCGCUACAUCUCAGAGGGAGUCCACCCACGAACCAUCGUAGAAGGAUUGGAAAUAGCCAGGGAAGAAGCAAUAUCCUGCCUGGAUGAACUUUGGGAAGAUGAAGAUUGUUUCAUCAGGAAGAAAGUAGCUCGGACCUCACUUGGGACCAAGGUUCACUCAGAGUUGGCAGACCUCCUGACGGAGCUGGUGGUGGACGCAGUGACAUCUAUUUAUUGCGACAGACAGCCCAUUGACCUAAACCUGGUGGAAAUAAUGGAGAUGCAACAGCAGACAGACUGUGACACUGUCCUAGUGAAAGGGCUGGUUCUAGACCAUGGUGCUCGCCAUCCUGACAUGAAGAAGCGUUUAGAGAAUGCUUACAUCCUCACCCUGAAUGUGUCUCUGGAAUAUGAGAAAACACAGGUCAACUCUGGCUUCUUUUACAAGAAUGUCAAGGAAAGGGAAAGGUUUGUGAAAGCUGAGCGACAGUUCAUUGAGGAAAGAGUAAAGGCAAUCAUAGCACUGAAGAGAAAGGUGUGCGGUGACUCCGACAAAGGAUUUGUUGUGAUCAACCAGAAAGGCAUCGACCCUAUGUCUCUUGAGAUGCUUGUGAAAGAGGGUAUUGUAGCCCUUCGAAGAGCCAAGAGGAGGAAUAUGGAGAGGUUGCCACUGGCAUGCGGAGGUCUGGCAGUAAACUCUGUGGAGGACCUGACUGAAGAGUGCUUAGGCUAUGCAGGACUAGUAUAUGAGGAGACACUGGGAGACAGCAAGUACACUUUUAUUGAAAAGUGUGAUAACCCCCAAUCCAUCACACUGCUUAUUAAAGGACCCAAUAAGCACACAAUUACCUUGAUCAAGGAUGCCAUUAGGGAUGGGAUGCGAGCUGUGAAGAAUAGCAUUGAGGAUGGUGCAGCCAUGCCUGGGGCAGGCGCUGUUGAAAUACGCAUUGCAAGCCAGUUAUUAAACUACCGUAAAGAUAAGAUCAACAGUUGUGCACAAUUUGGAUUUCAAGCUUUUGCCGAUGCCAUUCUGAUCAUCCCAAAGACACUGGCCCAGAAUGCCGGAUAUGAUCCUCAAGAGAUCAUGUCAAAGGCCCUGAGCAGAGAACAGGAAACUACCCUACCAGUGGGCAUUGAUUUAUCUUGUGGUGAGUUAAUAGUAGACUGGGAGACUCCUAUAUGGGACAAUUCUUGUGUCAAGCAUCAGUUGAUACAUACAUGUACCGCAGUAGCAAGUAACCUCCUCUUAGUAGAUGAGGUUGUAGGAACCGGAACGAUUUCAGGGAAAAAGUGAAUGGAUCGGACUGGAUUAUCAAAGUCUCAUCGAUUUAGAGACUGAAGUGAUUUUGAUGGAGAAUGCAGAUCAGGAUUACUGGGGAAGUGAGAAAUAAAACAAAAUAAAGUAAUAAAUGAAAUGGGGAAAAAAGUUAAAAUGUACAGAAUGUAAUGAAGGAUUGAUACAUCUGGAAUGUGUAAGGAAAGCCAUAAUGACUAAAAUUGAAUAAAUAUCGUGAAUUUG